CUCCAAGUUCAGCGGCCGCAUUCUCGUGCAUCCGACAGCACUUGGAGGAAAAGACAGCUUAGCAUCACCGCGCCACCCCUUGCUUGAGACCCGCAGCUUAGAACAGCGCUUAAACAAACCACACCAGAGCUUGCACAACAGAGCUCUACACUGUCGGGCGUGCAAACUUGCGCGACACGGCACAAUUCACAGGUGCACGCCAUCGACGCGUCCAAUAUAAAUGCUCCGCCCCUCGAACAGCGCCACCUCCCUCGGCUCGAUGGACUCCAAGGGCGACGCGUCGACGGGCUCGGAGGGCCUGUACGACUGGACGGCGCCGCGCUUCGGGGGCCUGUCGGUGGCGUCCGAACCGAAGCCCGAACUAACGCUCGCCGACGGCGCGCGGUUCCCCGAGUUCCGGCCCGACGACGGCUCGCUCUUCGCGGCCGCGAGCCCGGACGCGCGGCGGCGGCGGCCGGCCGGCGCCGCGUCGUCGCCCGGCGCCCAGCAGCGAGCGAUAGGACGGCCGGCCGCGGCGGCGCCGGCGCCCGCGGCGCGGUCGGCGCGGUCGCUCGUCGGGCCGCUCGUCAACGAGUUCGCCGACGCCGUCGCGCGCGAGAUCGGCGAGCGCGUCCGGGCGACGCUGGACGCCGAGGUCGGCUCGGACCGGCUCGAGCGGUUCCUUGCGGCCGAUCGGACGUGUCCGCGGUGCGCGGCGCGCGAGAAGGCCGCGGCGCCGGCGCCGUCGCCGUCGCCGCCGGCGCCGCCGCCCGACGAGGGCUCUCUCAAUGACGUACGACAGGGCCUGGCCGGGGCCCUGGCGAAGCUGUCGACGCUCGAGGGCCGGCAGCUGUGUGGAAAUCAAACAGUGCGUCGGGUGCACCCGACAAUUCUUCACUAAGUCAUAUCUCGGCGAUGACGCGGCCGUGCUGGCUCCUUCGAGCGGUGAGGAACCGGCAUCGCCACGUCAUCGAGCAGGCGUCGCGUCGAUGGCGGGGAGGACGACGUGAUGAUUCAGCACGAACGCGCCGUAAAAUUUUGAUUUCCACACAGGCCGGCAGCGCGCCAUCCAGGGCAAGAUGGCGAAACUGGACGGCCAGUGGGGCGGCGACUUCUCGAACGUGACCCACGCGGUCGCCGAGUUGCAGCGCGUCGUCGCGUCGCAUCAGUACGCCGUCGCGGACUUGGGCGCGCUGCGGGGCAACUUGAUCGCGCUGGCACACUCCGUCGACGCACUCGAGAAGCGCACCGCAGUGAAGAACGGUGAGGCGCCUCCUCCUGCUCCUGCUGCUCCUGCGGCGGAGGACGGCGCGGAGGGUGGUGUGUAAAUGUUCUCCUUGUG
Molecule: messenger RNA, 1321 nt
Organism: Pelagomonas calceolata
Lineage: Eukaryota; Pelagophyceae; Pelagomonadales; Pelagomonadaceae
Source: the annotation of a GenBank genome assembly